GGUGAAUGAAAGAUCUUUAUUUAUUGUUAAUAAUUCGUCAAUAUGGAUAAUACUAAUGGAAUAUAUAAUGUUGAAUGAACUAAAAGAAAAUUUUGACCAAUUGACAUCCAUACAACAAAUAGAAAUUUCAAAAAAUGAAAAUAUCGAAGAAAAUAAUGAUUUACAACAAUUAUCUACUGAUUUAAGUAUUUCUCAAAUUAUUGAUUUGUCAUUAUCUGCAUUUUCAGCAACAAACAAUAUUUUGUUUGAAUCUACUACAAAUAGAUUAGCACUUUAUGAAAGAAACCGUAAUUUAGGCAAUAUGAAAUAUAAUCUGAUUAGCUUAGCACAACAGAUAGUGAAUGAAGAAAAUAGUGAAAUUAGUAAUAAUAGCUACAAUUGA
Molecule: messenger RNA, 382 nt
Organism: Dentiscutata heterogama
Lineage: Eukaryota; Fungi; Glomeromycota; Glomeromycetes; Diversisporales; Gigasporaceae
Source: the annotation of a GenBank genome assembly